Messenger RNA from Humulus lupulus (European hop), 396 nucleotides. RefSeq names its product protein argonaute 11-like. Gene Ontology annotation, cellular component: cytoplasm. The record is from RefSeq and is a predicted model, not a curated record. The transcript is spliced from 7 exons. NCBI's taxonomy places the organism in Eukaryota, Viridiplantae, Streptophyta, Magnoliopsida, Rosales, Cannabaceae. Bases 1 to 396 code for a protein of 131 amino acids. Gene Ontology annotation, biological process: regulatory ncRNA-mediated post-transcriptional gene silencing. Gene Ontology annotation, molecular function: nucleic acid binding.
AUGGCUAUGAAAAGAUACUCUCUUGCAUCUCUUGUUGGCGGCCGGAAUACAGUGUUAAGUGAUGCUAUCCAUAGGAAAAUUCCUUUUGUGUCUGAUUUGCCUACAAUAAUCUUUGGUGCUGAUGUAACACAUCCACAAGAUGGUGUUAGUGACAGACAAUUUAGUCAAGUGAUGCUUCACGAGGUAGAUGCUAUAAGAAAGAAAAGGUAUCAUACCCGCCUUUUCCCAGCUGAUUACAACAACCGUGAUUCCAUGGACAAGAGUGGCAACAUUCAACCAGGUACUGUUGUUGAUACCCAAAUCUGCCACCCAACUGAGUUUGACUUCUACCUUAACAGUCAUGCUGGAAUUCACGGAACCAGUCGGCCUACUCACUACCAUGUCUUGUUUGAUUAG